Argiope bruennichi is the source of this 2597-nucleotide messenger RNA. Its product is annotated as latent-transforming growth factor beta-binding protein 3-like. The record is from RefSeq and is a predicted model, not a curated record. The coding region runs from base 9 to 2471 and encodes 820 amino acids. The transcript is spliced from 21 exons. Gene Ontology annotation, molecular function: calcium ion binding. NCBI's taxonomy places the organism in Eukaryota, Metazoa, Arthropoda, Arachnida, Araneae, Araneidae.
AUGAAAGAAUGGUUAUUUGGUCGCUUCAAGUUAUUUUCAUAGUUAUUCUAUUAAUUCGUAAUGGGAGCUUCGAAUUCAAUGCAACAAUUAAUGAAACAAAAUUUUUUCUUCCGUCAAUAGAGCCAUGUGACAACAAAGAAGAUAUAUGUGGAAAGGACAGUCGAGUGCGCUGCGUAUUUAAUUUGACGAAGGAGGAACCACUCUGUGAAUGCAAAGAUUUUGAAAAUCUAAUAUACGAUAAAAUUCUGAAAAAAUGCAUUAGUGAAUGCGAAUGGAAUGAAGAUUAUUGUGGUGAAAACAGUGGCGCCACCUGUAGGUACGACGAAGAGAAGGAACAAUUAGUUUGCGACUGCGGUCACGAAACUUUAGUGUACGACAAAGAGAAAAAGAAAUGCGAAAGCAAUGCAACUGAGAAUAUCAAUACCUGUCAAAAUGAACAAUGUGAAAACGGUGGAACAUGUGUGACAAAAGAUGGGGAAAACUACAAAUGCCAGUGCUUAGAAGGCUAUGGUGGAAAACGAUGCGAGUCUGAUGAAUUGUGCGAAGUUUACAAAGAAAAAAUAUGUGGCAAUGCGUCAUGCAAAUACGACAACGUGACGGGCUCGUGCUACUGUUAUUGUAAGAAAGGUUUUUAUUUCGAUGCGAGGGAGAAAACAUGUAAAAGUUUAGAUCCUUGUAUGCGGAAACAAAUAAAUGGCGAAUGUAAUCGAAAUCAUGAGAUUUGUUCUUCUGGAGAGUGUCAGUGUGAAGUUGGUUACAGAUAUUCGACUGAUAGAAAUGCGUGCAUACCUGAUAAUUGUGUUUCAAAAUAUGGCAGACCACGAUGUACAAAAAAUAUGGAGUGCAAAGAAAAAGAAGGGAAAUAUAGUUGCCACUGCAUGGAGGGUUUUUAUCGAAUGAAUAAAGAAUGCGUGAAAUAUGAUUACUGUACACCUGGAGAAUCAAGAUGUCCUCAAGACUGUAGAGAUGGUAAAUGUAUCUGUUUCCAAGGCUUUAAAAUAGGCGACGAAGGGGAGAAGUGUGUGCCAGGAGGAGAAGUUGAACUAUGUGACAUGGAUUGUGACCCAGGAGUUUGUAUGAAAUCACGAGGUGUCGAAAAAUGUGUUUGCCCUAGAAUUUCUCAUGUCGUUGCAAAUGGAACCUGUACAGAUAAGUGCAGAGCAGGCUACAUUAAAAGCGAUGAAUGCCCAGAUGGAUGUAUUACUGAUGAUAUUUAUGGCUACAAGUGCGAAUGUGCAGGGAGAUUCAAAUAUGCCAAAGAUGGCGUACACUGCGAAAAUAAGGGCAUGUGUGAAGAACCAUUUGCCAAAGAAGAUUGUUUUGAGAGAAACGGCUUGUGCGAAGACAAUUUUGAUUUGAUCUAUGGAUAUGAUUGUAAAUGCAGGGACGGUUAUGAGAAAGACUACUUUGGUACAUGCAUACAUAAAUGUCGAAAAUUGUCUGAUUAUUGCACAGUUAGGCAGUCAUCCUGUGCAUUGUAUGCAGACGACAUAGCAUGUUCUUGUCUACCUCUUUUGGCGAAAGGACUUGAUGGAGCAUGCCACGAAAUAGCCCGCUAUUCCUACAUUGGUGACUUCAGGACUCCCAAAACAUGGCAUGGAAAUACUGAAAAGGGAUUUGAUGUGCUUGGAGAGAUACCCAACUAUGGCAAACUCCAUAAGGAGUUCGACUUAGCUAUGGAAUCCAUUUUUGAUGGUUACAGGAACUCUACUCUACUCAAAUGCAUUAAUGAACAGGAAUAUUGGAAAUGUUCAUUCGAAAUAAAAUUAGACUGGGAUCCACAGGAGAAAAUAAAUUUGAUAUCAACUCCAUCAGUUUGCUUACCAUUGCAAGAUGGAAUACACUGUUUGCUACCACCAAAUUUCGUUAUAGAAAAGAUAAGCGAAGAUAUAUUUCAUGAAACAAAUCCUUGCGACGAAGAUAUAAAGUCAACGUUUUGUGGUGAAGAGACAGAAUGUCACAUCGUGGAACCACCUCGGUUGGGGUACCAAUGCAGGUGUAAGAAAGGCUUUCAUGUAAGAACCACUAUGAGACCUGCCUAUAAUAUCACAAUUGAACUUUGUGAAGAUAUAAAUGAAUGCAUGGAUCCUGAAAUUUGCCCCAACACGACGCAAUGUAUGAACUUAUAUGGAAGUUACAAAUGCAUUUGUGAAGAUGGACAUCGUUUGGUGGAAGGCAAAUCUCCCAAAGUUUACGGGUGUAAAGAAAUUUGCAGACCUAAUCCAUGCUUACAUGGCAGUUGCGUCGUGACGGUGAAGAAUGGAUUUUUCUGCAAUUGUGAAGGAAAAUAUUCUGGUCGUUUUUGCAAUGAGACAAAGGAAAUCGAUGUCAGACCACCAAAAAAUGAAGUCAAAAUUUGGGCCAUUACUGCAGGCAUUGCAGUUGGUACUAUUUUGGUGUCUGCUGUAAGCUGUUUCUUCCUACAUCGUCGUUGUUCGAAAAAUAAUGAGGAUCAAACCCAUUUACAUUGAUGGUAUGAUAUGAAGGGAAGAAAUUUUAUAAAUGAUGUAAGAAACUUAUAAUGGCAGCAUUUUGAAUUUAAAGACUUGUGAUCUUCGCAGGAAGAGAAGAUUCGAAGUUUUCAUCAAACAUGCGAG